Messenger RNA from Acytostelium subglobosum LB1, 618 nucleotides. RefSeq lists its product as hypothetical. The coding region runs from base 1 to 618 and encodes 205 amino acids. The transcript has a single exon. The record is from RefSeq and is a predicted model, not a curated record. NCBI's taxonomy places the organism in Eukaryota, Evosea, Eumycetozoa, Acytosteliales, Acytosteliaceae.
AUGGUUGACAUCGCUGAUCUCGAGGUCUGGGACUUUGUCGACCUUGAUAAUGAUUUUGAUGCCAUCCCUACGGCCAACCAAGUACAACCACCCGUGCCUGUAGUGGAGCCUACUGCCCAUGCCUUUGACGUUGCCUUUGCCGAUGUUGUUGCUAUUGCCAACGGUGUGCCAGAGGUGGAGCCAGCAGCCCAUGACUUUGUCCUUGCCAAUGUUGUGCCAGCCAAUGCCGUUGCCUUUGCCGAUGUCGUGCCAAUGGUGGAGCCUGCUGCCAAUGCCGUUGCCUUUGCCGAUUUUGUUGCUCUUGCCAAUGCCGUGCCAAUGAUGGAGCCUGCUGCCAAUGCCGUUGCCUAUGCCGAUGCUGUUGCUCUGGCCAAUGCUGUUCCAGUGGUGGAGCCAGAAGCCAAUGUCAUUGUUAUUGAUGACGCUGAUGAUAUUGCCCUUGACCUUGCCAACUUUGUGCCAGUUGAGGAGCCAGAAGCCAAUGACAUUGCUAUUGCCGAUGAUGUUGAUAUUGCCAAUGCUGUGCCAAUGGUGGAUCCUGCAGCCAAUGCCGUCGCCAUUGCAAAUGUCGUCGCGAUAUUGCCAUUGCCACCAACAACUCAAUUCAAAGUCGAAUGA